Messenger RNA from Leptopilina heterotoma, 2310 nucleotides. RefSeq names its product actin-interacting protein 1 (gene flr). The transcript is spliced from 12 exons. Gene Ontology annotation, biological process: actin filament depolymerization; sarcomere organization; positive regulation of actin filament depolymerization. The record is from RefSeq and is a predicted model, not a curated record. Lineage: Eukaryota; Metazoa; Arthropoda; Insecta; Hymenoptera; Figitidae. Gene Ontology annotation, molecular function: actin filament binding. Bases 320 to 2131 code for a protein of 603 amino acids. Gene Ontology annotation, cellular component: cortical actin cytoskeleton.
AAUAAAUUUUAAUUAAAAAAUGUUUAUAAUGAAAGUAACUUAAAUAAUGAUCGAGUAUUGUAAAUUUGACUAAAAUCACUAAAAUCAAUGAAAAGUUUGAUGUAUGUACAGUACAGUCAAUCACACUGCAACCAAAUAAGGAGUUGGCGUUGGGUGGGACAAAAGUAGACAGACUUUAUGUUCAUUGAGAGUACAGUGUGCAUGUGCAUCAGACGUAGAUAACAGCGAGUUAGUGAAAGUGGUUGAUUGUGUUAUUUUAGAAGAAAUUUUGAGAAUUAUUUUAUUAAAAGUUCAUUGAACGAAUAGACUGCAAUUAAACAUGUCUUAUGAAACCAAAUUCAUUUUUGCUACCUUACCUCGCACGCAAAGAGGUCAACCCUUAGUUUUGGGUAGUGAUCCAAAGGGUAAAAAUAUUUUAUACACCAAUGGGAAUAGUGUUAUUAUUAGAAAUAUUGAUAAUCCAGCUGUUGCUGAUAUUUAUACAGAACAUUCUUGCCCUGUAAACGUUGCCAAAUAUUCUCCCAGUGGAUUUUAUAUAGCUUCUGGAGAUCAGUCAGGAAAAAUUCGCAUCUGGGAUACUGUUAACAAAGAGCACAUUUUAAAAAAUGAAUUUCAACCCAUUAGUGGACCUAUAAAAGAUAUUGCUUGGUCACCAGACAGCCAACGUUUAAUUGUUGUUGGUGAGGGUAGAGAAAGAUUUGGUCAUGUAUUUAUGGCAGAAACUGGAACAUCUGUGGGUGAAAUUUCAGGACAAAGCAAAUCGAUUAAUUCUUGUGAUUUUCGACCCACGAGACCUUUUAGACUUAUAACUGGAAGCGAAGAUAAUACAAUUGCCAUUUUCGAGGGUCCACCGUUUAAAUUCAAGAUGACAAAACAAGAUCACACUCGCUUCGUACAAGCAGUACGUUAUUCACCAUCUGGGAACCUUUUUGCUUCCGCGGGAUUUGAUGGAAAAGUGUUUAUUUAUGAUGGAGUAUCUUCAGAAAUUGUUGGUGAAAUAGGUUCUCCAGCCCACCAAGGCGGAGUUUAUGGGGUUGCGUGGAAACCAGAUGGUACACAGUUAUUGACAGCUUCAGGUGAUAAAACUUGUAAAUUAUGGGAUGUUGAAACACGAUCAAUGAUUUGUGAAUUUAACAUGGGAUCAGCGGUUGAUGAUCAACAAGUCAGUUGUUUAUGGCAAGGAACAAAUUUGAUAACGGUAUCACUCAGUGGAUUCAUAAACUACCUUAACGUCGACGAUCCCACUAAACCUUUGAAAAUAGUAAAAGGACACAACAAACCAAUUACGGUGUUGGCUCUAAGUCCUGAAAGGGAUUCAAUCUUUACUGGAUCUCACGAUGGCUACAUUACAAAAUGGAACGCCAUUAGUGGAGAAAAUGAUCGAAUUGACGGUCAAGGACAUGGAAAUCAAAUCAAUGGAAUGAAGGCAGUUGAUAAUUAUUUAUACACUGCUGGAAUAGACGACACCUUGCGAAUCGUCGAUAUUCAGACCAAUUCCUACAUUGAAUCUGCAGCUUUAAAACUUGAUUCCCAACCUCGAGGUCUUGAUAUUCGUGGCAAUAUUGUUGUCGUUGCAUCUGUUAAACAGUUGACUGUUAUUCAAGAUAAAAAGAAAGUAGCAACUUGUUCUGUAAAUUAUGAGCCGUCAUGUAUUUCAAUUAAUCAAGAAAACGGAGAAGUGGCCGUUGGGUCGGCUUCUGAUAAUAAGGUUUAUAUUUACACCUUGGAAGAUUCAAAACUUUCUCCUAAACAAGAAUUGGAGCAUUUAGGUGCAGUAACAGAUGUUGCGUAUAGUCCUGAUAAUAAAUACUUGGUAGCUUGCGAUGCAAACAGGAAGGUGAUUUUGUAUUCGCUUCCGGACUAUAAGAAGUUUGCACAUAAUCGGGAGUGGGGUUUCCAUAACGCGAGAGUCAAUUCUGUCGCUUGGUCACCGGAUUCAAUCAUGGUAGCAAGUGGUAGUCUCGAUACAACUAUCAUAAUUUGGAGCUUAACCAAUCCAGCAAAACACACAAUUAUUAAAAAUGCACAUCCACAGAGUCAAAUUACUCGUCUUGUUUGGUUAGAUGAAGAAACAUUGAUUUCUGUUGGUCAAGACUGCAAUACAAAAAUAUGGCGCAUAGAGAAGAUAUAAAUCUUCUGUAAAACCAAAAAGGUUUUUCUUAUUAUUAUUGUGGCAUAACUAACUACAAAUGCAUUUUAUUUAUUUAUAAUAUAACAUACAUUUAGAUUUAUUAAGUAUAUUUUUUGUAACGCAAGUGAGAUAAUUAUUGUUUAACUUUAACAAUAAUAAACAACUUUUUAAAUUUUGUA